AUGGAAAAUGGCUAUAUUUUGACGGAUGAUAUCUAUUUUGCCGAAGAAGAAAAAAUAGAAGUGGAAACUCCAGGUGAAGACAAACAAAUUGCUGAAGCUCCCAAAGAUGCCAAUGACCAAGUAACUAAAGGAGGAGCAUUUGAUACUUUCUUAGAAUUUGAAA
Scutellospora calospora is the source of this 163-nucleotide messenger RNA. NCBI's taxonomy places the organism in Eukaryota, Fungi, Glomeromycota, Glomeromycetes, Diversisporales, Gigasporaceae. The record is from the annotation of a GenBank genome assembly.